ACUUGUCAGAGAAUUCAAACAAGACUUUCGAAGAAAAAGUUUGACAAGAUGAUGUACCAGGUAGUGUUUGUGCUGGCGAUAGCCAUGAUAGCAGCCGAUUCUGUGCCUUCAUACCCCAAGGUCAGCAAAGGGUACAGCAAAGGCAUAACCAAGGGUUUCGGUAACACAGGCUAUAUGAAAGGGUACAACGGAUUCAACGGGGGUUUCAACGGAUUCAACGGAGGUUUCAACGGAUUCAAUGGAGGAUUCAAUGGAGGAUUCAAUGGAGUUCAUAUGAAUAGCUACAGAAGCAUGGGUCCUUCUGUUGGUUACAAUGUAUUCAACCGUGGCUACAACGGAUUCAAUCCGGGGUAUAUGGGAUUCAAUGGUUACAACAGAUUCAACAAUGGAUACAAUAGCUUUAACAACGGUUACUCUGGAUUCAACGGCAUGAUGAAUGCCGGUUUUAACGGAGGUUAUGGACAAAUGGGAAACGGAUUCAUGAACCGUCGAGUCUAUCCCGGCUACCCCAGGUUUGGAGGAAACUCUUACUCCAUGUACAGAUCCAACGGAUACUUUGGGGAUGAUGAUGACUAUAAAUUUGGCGGAUUCUCCCGAAUGCCAUUCAGGAGUGGACCUUUCCAGAAUGGAUAUACUGGCGGGUUCAGCAGUGGAGGCAGAAGCGGGUACAUGAAAAGUUUUGGAGGUCCCCGUCAAGGCAUGUUCAGAUCAUCAUAUCCUAAAUUCGGAUACAAGUCAAGCAUCUCUUCCAAAAAGGGUUCCUACUAAUUUGAAAUUCCAUCUCACCAACGGACUUGACAAGACCAAACUGAUUUGAUCUCGUGCGCGACUGAAAUGUCAUUAUACAAUGUAAAUUAUUUCUAAUUAAAUAUCGUAUGUUUGUACAAAA
This is a messenger RNA of Pecten maximus, 889 nucleotides long. RefSeq names its product ATP-dependent RNA helicase A-like. The transcript is spliced from 3 exons. The record is from RefSeq and is a predicted model, not a curated record. Lineage: Eukaryota; Metazoa; Mollusca; Bivalvia; Pectinida; Pectinidae. Bases 49 to 768 code for a protein of 239 amino acids.